AUGUCACGAUAUAAUAUGCAACAGACUUCCAUGAGAUCUGAUGAAUUAACGUGCAUUUCCUCUUUACCACCACGUCAAACAACGGGAGGAAUUAAAUACUUUCUACACAUUACAGUUGUCAAAAUAUCAUUAGUUGAUAGGCUAUUUGGUGAAGACAAUAAUACGCAACAUAAAAAUCUUUCAUUGCCAACAUUCAGGCCCAAUGUUCAAACUCAAUGGCCACCAAUUGGAGGGAAUGAGGAAGACGAUUCACCGAUAUUUUUACAACUUUCGCCAAUAUACUAUGUAGUAUUGCAUAAUGAUGAAAACAAUAAAUCCUUUGAACGAUUAUUGCAUAAAGUCCGACCUCAACAUUCAUAUUAUCUUCCACCACCAUCGGUCGCGUCAACAAACUCUAGGCAAUAUACCUCAACCAUAACUUACGCAGUUCGCACCUCAGCCACCAACCUAUUAUCAUACUUUAAAAACAUUGGUGGAGGGCUUUACCUAAACAUCACAUCUUCAAAUGUUAACUGUAACACCGCCUCUAAGUUCGAUCACGAAAGUACAAACGAAAAGAUUCUGGGAUACUCUAAAAUCAAAAACCUAACAACCUUGAUACUUAAUCAUCCUCGACCAUUCAUGAAGACGUAUCCAAUUUGGGCUAACGAUUCGUUUGCGAAUGCCAUCAACUUACACGGUAACCCUAAUUCUUUCGGAAGUGGUCGGAAUGUAAAAAUAGGAGAAAUCAAAGUGCAUAUUGAACUGGAGGAAUAUGCGAAUUCACGAAGUCACAUCGAUGCCACCAUCAUAAAUUAUGACGUUCGUUCUUCAUCUUCAAUGCCGGGUUCAAAAGCAACGAUAUCCACUGAAACAAACUUAUCCUUUGAUACUGUUCAACCAAAGAUACGGUCCAAAGUAAGUAGAAACGUUCCUGCGAUUCUGAAGAGAUCGAAAGCUAAUAAGUCAUUAGUAUCAAUGAAAAAGACGGGUGAUGAAAAUUCGAAUCCAGAGUUGAAUAAAAAAAAAUUCACCGACAAUUUCGAUAAUAACGGUGCCGUCAACAAGGAUAACAGUAAACCCAUUUGCAUCAGUAAUUUUCCUGAAAAUUCAAACAUUACGUCACGUGAUAACUCGCACUCGUGCCUCAAGCAGUUUGAUGAUAACACUGACGAAAAAAAUAGUAUGAAAGCCAUCUAUAACAAGAAUUCCACUGAGAAUUCAAGUAGCAAAUCAUGUGAAACACUUUUGUGCCGGGAAGAGUUAACAUCUGCAUUGAACAUAACCGUACCCAAAAAUCCAAUGUUGCGUGAUAUAAUGGAGCGUGCCCUACGAUUAUACAAAGGUCAGUGA
Messenger RNA from Acaulospora colombiana, 1332 nucleotides. The record is from the annotation of a GenBank genome assembly. NCBI's taxonomy places the organism in Eukaryota, Fungi, Glomeromycota, Glomeromycetes, Diversisporales, Acaulosporaceae.